GUUGGUGCGAGCGUCAUCAGUGGGCGGGGCCUGAGUGGCAGUGUUCUGGAACAAACGGCGGAAGCGGCGCGGUGUCCCUCAGCGGCUCUCGCGCAUUAAACCUCUACAAAACAACAAGAGCCAUGAAGAUCUGGACGUCAGAACACAUUUUCAACCAUCCAUGGGAAACUGUGACCAAAGCUGCCAUGCAGAAGUACCCAAACCCCAUGAACCCCAGCGUGUUUGGCGUGGACGUGUUGGAUCGUAAUGUGGACCAGCAGGGACGGCUUCACAGCAAACGUCUUCUCAGCACUGAAUGGGGUCUGCCAUCCAUCGUGCGAUCGAUAAUUGGCAACACUCGGACAUGUACGUACAUCCAGGAGCACUCCGUAGUCGAUCCCAAAGAGAAAAGCUUUGAGCUUCAGUCCACUAAUAUCACCUUCACUAACAUGGUGUCUGUGGACGAGCGGCUUGUUUACCGACCGCACCCAGACGACCCGGAGAAGACCAUGCUCACGCAGGAGGCCAUCAUCUCUGUGAAGGGCGUCAGUCUCAGCAGCUAUCUGGAGGGACUCAUGGCCUCCACCAUCUCCAACAAUGCAGGAAAGGGUCGUGAGGCGAUGGAGUGGGUGAUCAGACGUCUGAACACAGAGAUUGAGGAGUUGGCCAUCACAGCCAGAGGAACCCUGAGGACACCGAUGGCUGCCGCCGCUGUCACAGAGAAGUGACCGCUCCUCUCUUCCUCUCUGUCGCCGCUCUUCUCUACACAUCGUUCUCCAAUGGUGGAACUUCAUUCCCGGCGUCCUGCACAUCCGAGCGUCUACAUUAGAGGCUGACGGGGACGUCCAGCGGCGGAGAGACGCUCAAAUUCUCAAACAUAGUUUUAAUGAAUCAGUAUAACAGGACGGACUCAUCCUAUCUGAUGCGAUGAAGGAAGUGGAACAACUAUUCAGCCAAACCAUUCAGCUCUGUUACACGUGAUUCUUACAGUCAGAGAGCGCUGAUACACUUGAAAACUGUUAGUAUAUUAAAAUUUUUAUUACUACUAUUAAACUAGUAACACUUAAUCCAAGCAUCAAGGAAGGGAACAAACAUAUCCAGACUAGAUUUGGAGGAGCGUUGCGGAUGUCCACUGGAUUCUUCAGAGAGCCAAUCAGACGCUGAGCACUGAAGAGAUGAUGGUGUAUAAACCACAGAAUGUCACAUGACCAUCGAGAAUGGUUUAUGUCUUGCCGUGACUGUAAGUGCAGUGUUGAUCCAGAUGUGAAACGUGUGUGUGAUGAUGGGAAACAUCAGAAAUAGGGUGAAAUACAUUCUAUUUAUUUAUUUAUUUUUGGUAGGUUUAUGUUAUUUCAUGCAUCCAUGAAUCACAACUUCAUUGUCUUCAUCGUCAGCGGUGGGAUAACGGUGUCAUGAAGCUGAAUGUGACGGUGAAGACGGUGCUUCUGUUCUGUUUGUGGAUGUGUUCUUGUUUUAGAGAUGUUUGUGUUUUUCCUUCUGGCAUCGAAGACCUUCUGUAUGUUUGGUUUACUUCAGUUUAAAUAUUAUGAUGAACUAAAAUAAAAAAAAACUGCAUUUAUUUAUACUGAAUGUAAAUGUUUGUUACUGGCAUAUUUAAUAUUAAAUCAAAUAGAGCAACUUGGUGGAAAGGUUGAAGUAAUUUAGGAAUGAAUUAAAUGACUAGUGUUUUAGAGAAGAUCUCUGUUCAUCAUUUAUUCUCCGAACACUGCCAAAGCAGUUUACAGAUGUUGAAAUAAACUAACAUUCGUCCUAAA
Carassius carassius (crucian carp) is the source of this 1754-nucleotide messenger RNA. It is a transcript of the gene prelid3b, whose product is annotated as PRELI domain containing 3. Lineage: Eukaryota; Metazoa; Chordata; Actinopteri; Cypriniformes; Cyprinidae. Gene Ontology annotation, molecular function: phosphatidic acid transfer activity. Gene Ontology annotation, biological process: phospholipid transport. The coding region runs from base 123 to 707 and encodes 194 amino acids. The transcript has 6 exons. Gene Ontology annotation, cellular component: mitochondrial intermembrane space. The record is from RefSeq and is a predicted model, not a curated record.